Sorghum bicolor (sorghum) is the source of this 1954-nucleotide messenger RNA. Its product is annotated as beta-carotene isomerase D27, chloroplastic. The coding region runs from base 60 to 893 and encodes 277 amino acids. NCBI's taxonomy places the organism in Eukaryota, Viridiplantae, Streptophyta, Magnoliopsida, Poales, Poaceae. Gene Ontology annotation, molecular function: iron ion binding. The record is from RefSeq and is a predicted model, not a curated record. The transcript is spliced from 8 exons.
UCCACCACGGCAACCACUGCCACUGGUAGGCAGCGUUUGUCCGUGUCUGUGCUGUGUCCAUGGCGACGCAGCUCGCGACCCGCGGCCUCCCCCUCGCCUCUCGCGGCCGGUCUUCCUGCGCCGCCUCCUGCUCCUCGUGCCCGCCCUCGUCUCCCCAUCUCGGUCGCCGGCCUAGCCGCCGGUUCCGCUGCUCCUCGCCACAGGUCGAUGCAGCGGCGGCACCGCCGGCGAAGGGCGGCGAGUACCGGCCCUCCUUCGCGGACGACCUCCUCCUCGCCUUCUUCCGGAGCAAGAUGGUGGAGGAGGUUGGAUGGGAUUCCGAAAAGCCUGGGUAUGCUGGGCUAAUGGAGGUAGCAAACCGUCUCAUGGUCAAGGGAAAGAGUGCUAUGGAGACUGAGCAAGCUGCUGUCCGAGUACUACAGUCAUUGUUUCCACCUGUCUUGCUUGUUCUUUACAAAGCUCUUUUAUCGCCAAUUGCUAAUGGUCAACUAGCUGCCAUGAUGCUUGCUAGAGCGACUGCGCUUUCAUGCCAAUGGUUGAUGGGCCCAUGCUCAGUUAAUUCAGUCACUCUGCCUGAUGGAAAAUCUUGGUCAAGUGGGGUGUUCGUUGAGAAAUGCAAGUAUCUGGAAGAGAGCAAAUGUCUUGGCAUUUGCAUCAACACAUGCAAACUACCAACUCAGACUUUCUUCAAAGAUCACAUGGGCGUUGAUUUGUACAUGGAGCCAAAUUUUGAAGACUAUAGCUGCCAGUUCAACUUCGGGGUGCCGCCUCCACCUCUUGAUACUGACAAAGCCCUCAAGGAACCGUGCUUGGACAUCUGCACAAAUGCGAGGCGACGCAGAGAACUAGGGAGAAAUAGUAGCCCAGAUGAGCUCAGUUGCCCCCAAGUUUAAUAUGCACCUUGCACAUCAUAGAUAAGAAUAUAAGAUGUCAUAACCCGGUAAUGGUAUAGGUACCCUUGCUUUGAUUAUUGCACAUUGGGCAAGGUGUGUUACUCAACUCUGACAGUCUUCGUUCAGCAAUGUCGAGUAAUUUUGGCAAUACCAAUUCUAUAUUGCACACAUGCACGUAUUCAAUUUGAUCAACAUAAGUGGCAAACUCAAUCUGUUCCAAAGAUCAGCAUCCAAUGAAACACCACAGUGAUCUGGAUAUAAGUUCAGCUGCCACCAAAAAAAAGGAUAAGUAAGAACAGGGAACAAAAUAUAUGAAGCAACAUAUAAAAAUAUGAAGUCCAAUAUUUUAUCAGAAAAGUUAUGGCAGGCAAAGCUCCAUGUUUGAAGUCAGGAACAUGUUGAAAAAGAAAAAGAAAAUCACCGCAUCCCAGUUGUCGAACAGGGAGUCUGAACUUCUGAACAAGAAACAUGAUCGGUUCUUGGGUUGAACAAAUGGGGUGCACCAUGCCCGGUUCCUGGAAUGGAAACUUAAACUUCAGUUCCGAUGGAUCACUGCUCCCUCUGUAGAACCCAACAACUGAUCAUGCAGAGCCUGCUGUCUGUCUGCAUCCACAGCCACAAGGUAAGCAAACGGUGAUCCUCGUUUGGCUGAUAAACCAUAGCAGAUAUUCGCUGAUUUGUUAUGAGAGAAAAACACUGAUGAAUAGUCAAGCGAACAAGCUGUUUGGUAACAAAGGAAGCUACGAAUCUGCUAGCAGCUCUCACUGUGAGUUAAGAUUCUAUCCAUGGCAUGCUGUUAUAUAUACCAUGAUCCGCCACUCAUAUGUGAUGUGAGGCACUCCCUCGUCCACGCGAUGGUCACCGCGGUGCUACUGGCGCAUGCUAUACACGACUACACCGUGGAGUGUGCAUUUAUGGCACUCUGUUUUCAUCAUGUUUAAAAUUUUUACGGAUAUGCCUAAAAUUACGUGGCCUAUGUACCUGCUAAUCAUCAAUUAUGUAUGUUGACAUGUUAAUACAACGACGUGCAAGCGAAUUUUACACCGAUUACUUCAUACGUA